Pogonomyrmex barbatus (red harvester ant) is the source of this 1307-nucleotide messenger RNA. RefSeq names its product 4-vinylanisole receptor-like. NCBI's taxonomy places the organism in Eukaryota, Metazoa, Arthropoda, Insecta, Hymenoptera, Formicidae. The record is from RefSeq and is a predicted model, not a curated record.
UAUGGAUAAAGGCUAACAUUUGUGGCACAGUGCAACGUUUCUAUUUGACUGCCAUAAUGUCAUGGAAUGACGAUAUAUCGUACGCUAUGACCCUCGUGAGACACUUAACCAUACCUAUAGGUGGUUGGCCCUUGCAAAAAUACAAUAAGUUCACUUUGGUGCGUCAUGUCUUGUCUAGUUUUGGAUUGAGCGUGGUGGUAAUCGUACAGUAUCUCGAACUUUAUUAUAACUGCACCAGCGCAUAUGCGAAUCUUGAUGCUCUUACGCUUCUUGCAUGCGGUAUUUUGGCUUUAACAAAAAUAACAUGGUUUCGUAUAUAUGCCGAUAACUUAACUUGUAAUUAUUCUUCUGCCAUAAAUGAUUAUCGUGCGAUCGACACCGAGAAGAAGCGCAUCAUCAUGCGAGAACACGCUUUUUGGGGAAGAGUAAUCUGCAUUAUCGCCUUGUUAAUUUCUUACGUCGAUUCAGUAAUUUUCAUCGUGGGACACGCACAAUUAAGCAGUGAGGAGGCUAAAGUUAAUAUGACUAUUUUCGGUCAUCAAGCGGGAUACGCUAUACCAUCGACAUGUACUUUAGCGCAUUUUCAUAUUUCGACGAGCUUGUAUUUGGUGAUAUUUGCGCUGGAAUAUAUCUAUCUAGUAAUUAUGUGCAUUAGCAAUCAUGGCAGCGAUUCUGUAUUUCUUCAUAUUGCACUGCAUGUAUGUGGUCAAUUAAAAAUUCUAAAGGCAAAUUUUAUCAACUUUGAUGUUACGAGCCCUGAAGUUCACGAACGUUUCAACACAUUGAUUUUGAGACAUGAUCAUUUGAUAAGAAUGACAAGAAAACUUGCUGAAAUAAUUAGCUUUGUUUUGAUGGUACAACUCUUUGUCAGUAGUAUGCUUAUCUGUAUAGUAGGAUUUCAAUUUAUUAUUGCCUUGACAACUAGCGAUUAUGGUAUGAUGUCAAAAAGUUUUUUGGUACUUAGCGCUUUUCUAAUACAGCUAACGCUAUAUAGCGUCGUCGGAGAUUAUUUAAAGUCACAAAUGGAAGAAGUCGCGAUGUCCGUUUAUCAGAGUGCUUGGUACGACUUUCCUGCAAAAGUGACAAGAAAUAUAGCAUUUAUAAUGAUGUGGGCUCAGCUACCAAUUAAGUUACAAGCUGGGAAUUUCAUUGUAAUGGAUCUAGGAACUUAUGUGAGCAUCUUAAAAACUUCGGCUUCUUAUUUGUCUGUUCUACGCGUGAUGGUGGAAACGUAAGGCAUCUGACGCACAUAAUAAAUAAACAAAUGUUCUCUACAUACAAACAUUUAGAAAAAUAAUAAUAUAGAG